Molecule: messenger RNA, 895 nt
Organism: Phalaenopsis equestris
Lineage: Eukaryota; Viridiplantae; Streptophyta; Magnoliopsida; Asparagales; Orchidaceae
Product: serine/threonine-protein kinase D6PK-like
Exons: 1
Coding region: 97-735 (212 amino acids)
Biological process (GO): protein phosphorylation
Cellular component (GO): nucleus; cytoplasm; plasma membrane
Molecular function (GO): protein serine/threonine kinase activity; ATP binding
Source: RefSeq, a predicted model, not a curated record
CCGAUCCCCGCCCCUCUCAUAAAUACCUCCCCCUUCUUAAUCUUCACCGGCAAAAUCCAAACCCGAGGAGGAAUCCUGCCUUCUUCGGGCUCCACGAUGCCCCCUCCUUCCCCCGCACAUGACUUGUCCCCAUUCCCCGAUUCCCCUUCAAAAUCCCACCACCAAUCCCAAACCUCCAAAUCGCCACCUCUCCCUCCGCCGGCCAUGACAAUUGACCUCUCCGACGACCUGCAGAGCCUCAGCUUCGGCUCCCAGACCAUCUCCUCCAUCUCCACAACAUCCGGCUCCUCUUCCUCCUCCUCCUCCUCCUGCGAACCUCUCAAACCAUCCCCGAUCCCUUCCGGCGCCGACCCCUGCUUCGACGCGAUCCGCAGGCUCGCCGGCCCGGACGGCUCCAUCUCGAUCUCGGACCUCCGGUUCAUCCAUCGGCUCGGCAGUGGGGAUAUCGGGAGCGUGUAUUUGGCCGAGGUGAGGGGCGGCCGCGACGGCGGUGUGGUUGUGGCGGCGAAGGUGAUGGAUAAGAAGGAACUGAUCGGGAGGAAUAAAAGCGCUAGGGCCAAGACGGAGAGGGAGAUUCUUGAGAUGCUCGACCAUCCGUUUCUCCCGAAGCUGUAUGGAUGCGCUGAGAACGAGAAGGUGACUUCUCUUCUCACCGAGUUCUGCCCCGGCGGCGAUCUCCAUGUUCUCCGGCAGCGCCAGCCGGGUAAGCGGUUUGAUGAGCACGCUGUCAGGUGAGGGAGUUGCCAUACUCUCACUGGUUUAAACUUUCUAAUUUCGGUUCUGUAAUUAAUUAUCUAUUUUAGGUAUUUUUUUUCCAUUAAUUUCUUCGAGCAACUGUAGAACUGAUUUUAGAGAAAAAUUUGAACGUACGCUCGUGAGGGAAGUUAUUUAGAGA